Messenger RNA from Pseudocercospora fijiensis CIRAD86, 747 nucleotides. RefSeq lists its product as uncharacterized. Gene Ontology annotation, biological process: positive regulation of mating-type specific transcription, DNA-templated. The transcript has 3 exons. The record is from RefSeq and is a predicted model, not a curated record. Gene Ontology annotation, molecular function: DNA binding, bending. The coding region runs from base 1 to 747 and encodes 248 amino acids. Gene Ontology annotation, cellular component: nucleus. Lineage: Eukaryota; Fungi; Ascomycota; Dothideomycetes; Mycosphaerellales; Mycosphaerellaceae.
AUGAGCGCUGGAGCGGCCGCGGACAUCACCGGCGCGCGAUUUGCACGGAGGUGGCUGACUCGAGAUCAGAUUCAGUUCUUCGCUCUCUGCGCACCACUCAUCGGCGUCAUUCCGCCAGAAGAGUAUCUGCAGCGGAUGGGAUGGCAGUUGAGUCCGCCACAGGAUGGCGAUCAGGACAAGAUGCCGCAGAUCUCUCGCCUCUUCACCCCAAGCCUCGACACCUUUCCUGAGAAGUUCACGACAACCACUCUCAGUGCAGAUGGCAACGUGAAUGCUUUAUCAAGGAGCAAGUGGCCUUGCCAUAGGCCAAAGCUACCGCCCAGCUCCUGGAUGGCAUAUCGCGAGUUCUACAACAGAUUGCUCGCAUCGUACACUCAGAAAUCGAUCUCCAAGUGCUUGUCGAUCCUCUGGCGUGCAGAUUUCUUCGAGGGCAAGGGGUCCAUUCUCGCCAAGGCAUACAGUAUUGUGUGCGGAUGCCGCGAGGAGAAAGACGCUCCGCUUGACGAGUUCUUCGCCUUCUGCGCAGGCGAGGUUGUGGCACAAUCCCGCAAUGUGCUUCAGAGCGAGCAGAUCCCCGUCGACACCUUCAUGCUGCCUUACCAUGACAGCACUUCACAGCUCACCAGCCAUGAGGGCUCUGCUUUCGUCGAGAUCUCUGUUGGCGCUGGUGGUGACGGCGAACUUCGCGACCAGGCGGCCAAGGUUGGGCCAUUACUGAGUGAAGGCUCACUGAGAGAUUCAAUUUGA